This is a messenger RNA of Myiozetetes cayanensis, 3174 nucleotides long. It is a transcript of the gene GRK6, whose product is annotated as G protein-coupled receptor kinase 6. Gene Ontology annotation, cellular component: cytoplasm; plasma membrane. The transcript is spliced from 16 exons. NCBI's taxonomy places the organism in Eukaryota, Metazoa, Chordata, Aves, Passeriformes, Tyrannidae. Bases 69 to 1796 code for a protein of 575 amino acids. Gene Ontology annotation, biological process: regulation of signal transduction; signal transduction; protein phosphorylation. Gene Ontology annotation, molecular function: G protein-coupled receptor kinase activity; ATP binding. The record is from RefSeq and is a predicted model, not a curated record.
CGGGCGGGGGCGGCGGGCGCGGGCAGCGGGCCGGGGCCGGGGCCGGGGCCGGAGCCGCCGCCGGGCCCAUGGAGCUGGAGAACAUCGUCGCCAACACCGUCCUGCUCAAGGCCCGCGAAGGUGGUGGAGGAAACCGGAAAGGCAAGAGCAAGAAAUGGCGGCAGAUGCUGCAGUUCCCCCACAUCAGCCUCUGCGAGGAUCUCCGGCAAACCCUCGAGCGGGACUACCACAGCCUGUGCGAGAAGCAGCCCAUUGGGCAAAUGCUCUUCCGGCAGUUCUGCGAGACGCGGCCGGAGCUGUCCCGCUGCGUCAAGUUCCUGGAUGCUGUGGCAGGGUACGAAGUGGCUCCAGAUGAGAAGCGGAAGGAGUGCGGGCAGGACCUGAUUGAAAAGUACUUGAAGCCAAAUAGUGAGGACCAUGUGCCUGAAGUUCCCUCGCAGCUGGUGGAUGCCUGUUGUGAGAGGCUGGAGCAGGAACCUUCCAAGGAGCUUUUCAAGGAAUGCACUAAGCUUAUCCAUGACUACCUGAGCGUGGCUCCCUUUGCCGACUACCUCGACAGCUUGUACUUCAACCGCUUCCUGCAGUGGAAAUGGCUGGAACGGCAGCCAGUGACCAAAAACACUUUCCGCCAGUACCGUGUGUUGGGUAAGGGCGGUUUUGGGGAGGUUUGUGCCUGCCAAGUGCGUGCCACAGGGAAGAUGUAUGCCUGCAAGAAACUGGAGAAGAAACGGAUCAAAAAGAGGAAGGGAGAAGCCAUGGCCCUGAAUGAAAAACAGAUCCUGGAAAAAGUGAACAGUAGGUUUGUAGUGAGCUUAGCCUAUGCAUAUGAAACUAAAGAUGCUCUCUGCCUAGUGCUGACCCUCAUGAAUGGAGGGGACCUCAAGUUCCAUAUCUACCACAUGGGAGAGGCUGGCUUCGAGGAGCCCCGGGCAGCUUUCUAUGCUGCUGAGAUCUGCUGUGGCCUCGAGGACUUGCACCAGGAGAGGAUAGUGUACAGGGACCUGAAGCCAGAGAACAUAUUACUGGAUGACCACGGUCACAUCCGCAUCUCAGACCUGGGACUAGCUGUGCAUGUGCCAGAGGGCCAAACAAUCAAGGGCCGGGUGGGGACAGUUGGCUACAUGGCUCCGGAGGUGGUGAAGAACGAGCGCUACACGUUCAGCCCGGACUGGUGGGCUCUGGGCUGCCUGGUGUACGAGAUGAUCGAGGGACAGUCCCCCUUCCAGCAGCGCAAGAAGAAGAUCAAGCGGGAGGAGGUGGAGCGGUUGGUGAAGGAAGUGCAGGAGGAGUACUCGGAGAAGUUCUCGCCCUGCGCCCGCUCCCUCUGCACCAUGCUCCUGUGCAAAGACCCUCUGGAGCGCCUUGGGUGCCGAGGAGCUGGGGCUAAGGAAGUGAAGGAACACCCUCUCUUCAAGCACCUCAACUUCAGGAGGCUGGAAGCAGGCAUGCUGGAACCUCCCUUCAAGCCAGAUCCUCAGGCCAUCUACUGCAAGGAUGUUCUGGACAUCGAGCAAUUCUCCACAGUGAAAGGAGUGGAGCUGGAGCCCACAGACAAUGACUUCUACCAGAAGUUUGCCACAGGAAGUGUGCCCAUUCCUUGGCAGAACGAGAUGAUCGAGACAGAGUGUUUUAAGGAGCUAAAUGUCUUUAGCACAGAUGGCACAGUGCCCCCAGACCUGGACUGGAAAGGGCAGCCUUCUCCACAGCCCAAAAAAGGGUUACUCCAGCGCUUGUUCAGCCGACAGGACUGUUGUGGAAACUGUGGCAACAGCGAGGAAGAGCCCACCCGGCUGUAGAGCACAGCUUAUUCUCCAGCCCCUGAGACCCCCUUGCCUCUCCGAGUGCCCAGCCUGAAGGACACGAUUGCAGUGGCCCCACAAGGCGAAUUUGUUUACAGCUUUACACAUCUGUAUUUGAAGACUGUGAGGAUGACUCCAAGGCUGGCAGCAGCACAUGGCUCAGGCUGAGAUGCCUCUGUCCAUGGGCAACCCCUGAGACAAACCCGGACGCUUCCAAAUGUGCCGCUUGGGAUGGUGCUGCUGCCUCUCUCCUCCUGGGCCCAGGGUGGGAGGGAGGGAUCAUGCCAGCGUGGGCCAAGGCCAGGCUGGAGCAGCUCUGCUGACACAUUCCAUAGUGCCAAAGUGGCACUGCGAGUUUGAUGUAUAUUUAUAUAUGUCGGUCUGUACAUAUCACAUGUCAGUUUUUAAUCUAUAGGUGGGGGCCUGUACUGCCCCCACCCUGUCACAGGCACAAAUGUCCUCCUAUGGGGGGAGUGACAGUCCCAGCGUUGUUCCAGGGAGUCCUGGGCAGAGGCCUUUGGUGCCUUGAGGUGUCUAAAGCAUCUUUCCUGGACCUUUCUGGCUGUGCUGAGGCAUCCCUGGCUCCAGCGGAGUCUGUUGCUCAGCCCCAAGGCACAGGAAACCACUGUGCCAAAGCAUCUCCCGUUGCGUCCUGGCAGCAGAGCGUCACUGCCUCGUCCUCGCUUCUGUCUUGCUGGAUCCUGCUGCCUCCUGCCUCGUCUCACACAUGCUGCCGGCGAGCUGAUCCCAAGUCCCUCUCCAGACCCCUGGCACAGCAGGACACAGCCACUCCUGUGGUACCUGCUGCUGCUGGGUCCAAAGGGUUGGUCUGAUCCCUGGCAUGCUGCAGGAUGGUCCCAGCAUGGUUCCACCAGCUCUGGACCUGUGCAUGCCAGAGGUGCUGCGGUCUCAAGGCCCUGCUCGGUGUCGGAGGAGCAGACACAUAAGGGACCCUGCUCUCGGGGAACAAAGCUGUGGUAAAGGGAAUGUCCCUUGGUUCACAUGGAGCUGUGACCCAAGAGUAAGUGGGCUGGGACCAGCUUAGUGUGUGUCCCUAGGGGUCCUGGGGAGCCAGCACAGCUCCUGUGCCCAUGGGCAGGGUAGAGUGGAGGGGCUGGAGCCCUCCUGAGGAACAGCACAGGGCUCAGCCCACUUCUGCUCUGUUUGUCCUGUCCCCUCGUGUACACACUUGUCCUAGCCGUGUCCUGAGCAAUAACUCACCCCUUCUCUGUAUGUGUGCACACACGUGUGUGUGCGUGUGCUGCUGCCUCUGCUCUUUCUGAGCCAGGCCCCCCAGGGGGGCUGAGCACCUACUUGGACCUGUGGUAUCAUUUGCUUGCCUUGCACUAAAGUUGGAGAGUAUUUAAAUUUUUAA